AUGUCCUUUUUCGGCUUUGACACCUCCCUACCUAGGGACCGUUCAACCGGCAACAACAAGGGUAUUUUCGACCAUGCCAAUCCUUUCACUGAGGUCGCAAAGGCUCGAAAAUUGCAAGCUUUCCAGGAUACUGAAGAAGAGAUUCUUGAUUUCGAGGAUACCUACGAUGGGCUGGGAAAUCAGCUCCAGGAAACAGGCGAUGAUCAGAAUGAUGACACUUUUGGUGGAGGCGCCGACCCCACCACUGGCCCGGGUGCUUCAGGCAAAGAGUUCGAUUUCUUCGGAAACACCGCCCAAGUCGCCGGUGCCAUAGAUGAAGAGCAUCUGCGGUACAACCUCCAACAUCACCAGAAUGCUCCAACUCAUCUCACUCAGAAGCCAAAGAGGUCGGGGUAUGAGAAGUAUCAAGAUCCUGGCUAUAUCCCCGACAUUCAGGCAAAGUCAGGCGCCUGGGGAUCAAAAUCCCAUCAAACAACCCAAUCUUACACCGACGAGGCCAGGAUCAGUACUGCUCGUCCAAAUGAUACACCUGCUCCCCGCAUCCAGGAUGCUCCUCGUGCCCCACAACCAAUGCUGAGUCUGGAUGAGGUAGAGGCAGCUAUGCUUGCCCAGUCACGAGCUCAACAGCCUCCAUAUCCACUACGUCAACCCUACCCCUUUCCAAUGCAACAUGCUCAACCGCCACCACAACCUCAAUAUCAGCCGGUACCACCACAGCCCGCACCUUCAUUCCAGCAACCUCCACCUCCGCAACAGCCACGCGCCUCUCAAAGUCCACAACGACACAAUCGCGCUCCAUCUCAACCGUCACAGCCUCGUGGAGGGCAGCACCCUCUUCAAAUACUUCAAAAUCCCAAUCGACCUCGACAUUCUCCACAGCCAAGUCUCGACAGAAACCAAAAUGCUAGCCAGCCCGCAGGUGCACCUGCUGCAUCCAACCCUCCAAACCUCAUGGAGUUGUCGGAAGAUCAACGCAAAGCUUAUUUGGAAGAGGAUGCGAAAAGGGCGAAGCGAAACCAUAAAAUCUUCCUUCUUUCAAAAGGAAACGGACUAAUGACUCCACAAGACAAGAAUUUCAUUACUCGUAUACAACUACAACAGCUUGUUACGGCAACCGGUGCUUCGACUGAUUCAACUAGUGAAACUGCCCUGAACGAGGACUUUUACUACCAAGUUUACAGCCAGAUUCGAGGUGCUCCAAGGCAACACCCAACUCAACCUCUGGGACAUUUUGCGCAGACCUACUUGUUCCAAACCGGAAGCCGUACGGGUGGAAGACGACAAAAUGUCAAUGGUGAUAACCACAUGCAAAGGAUGCAACAACAAGUUCAACGUGCAGUGGAAGCUGCUAAAUUGAAGCCCAAAAAUAAGCAGCUCAUCAUCGAGGGAAGUUUGGGCAAGAUUUCAUUUAGCAAUGCAAAGACCCCCAAGCCACUUUUGAACAUCAAGAGACAAGAAAGCUCUGACAGCCGACCGGCAACUGGCAAUGUAAACAACGUGAACCCGAGUGAUCGCAAAACCAUCCUCAAGAACAUUGAACAAGUCUACACGACCUUGAUGCGUCUGGAAGACAAUGAACGACGCAUGCCACCCCCUCCCACGGAAGGUGAUGCAGAUUCGGUACAGGCUCAUAUUGAUUGGAGACAAAAGCUACAGGAGCUCAACACUGCCUUGUGGCAAGGCUUGAAGGUGCUAGAUCCAAUUGUACCAGGCUCCACAGUUGUUCAUCCUUUCAUCGCAUUUUUGUCAUUUUCCAAGGGUAAAAAGGCAAUCCCUCGUGUCUUCCACCAAAUCGGCCAAGAGCAGCGGUUGACGAUCCUGACCAUGAUUGUGAUUCACCUCGACCAACUGGAUGUAAUCAGAGAGGCACAACUUGCCUCAGGAGAAUCGCAACCACCUCCACACGUUCGCGAGGAAAUUGAACUCUUUUCGCAUGCUGUAAUGCCCUGCUUAUUGGGAUAUGUAAGCGAGGCACCAAUCAACAUUGUCAUUGGUUUACUUGGGCUCCUGAUCGACCAUACGAAUCUUGUCACUGUUUUCCACACCAAGAUUGGUCUUGGAAUGUUAACCAUGCUAUUAAGUCGAGCAGAGCUGGUCAAAGAGAGUGGGUCAGUCUCUGAUGCAGAUUGGCAGCAGUGGACUACUCUCUAUAACCGACUAUUUGACCACUUGGAGCUAAUACUUGCCACAAUAUUCCCCGGCCCCGUCAAUUCUGGAGACGAUAUGUAUGUUUGGCAAUUCCUUGCAGCUGUGGGUAUCGGCGCCAGCCCUGAUCAGCAACAGAGAUUGGUCAUUGGAGUCAAAGAUCGAGUCAUGGAAACAGUACUCCAAAGCAAAGCAUUGCCUGCCGAAAUGUCCAGUGUUAGGCUAGGCAACGUCAAUUUGUUCAUGAGGGCGAUCGGCUUGGAUGUCGAGAUGUUAGGAUAG
Molecule: messenger RNA, 2427 nt
Organism: Exophiala aquamarina CBS 119918
Lineage: Eukaryota; Fungi; Ascomycota; Eurotiomycetes; Chaetothyriales; Herpotrichiellaceae
Exons: 2
Coding region: 1-2427 (808 amino acids)
Biological process (GO): P-body assembly; deadenylation-dependent decapping of nuclear-transcribed mRNA
Cellular component (GO): P-body
Molecular function (GO): RNA binding
Source: RefSeq, a predicted model, not a curated record